Messenger RNA from Carica papaya (papaya), 1983 nucleotides. RefSeq names its product protein NUCLEAR FUSION DEFECTIVE 4-like. Gene Ontology annotation, cellular component: membrane. The record is from RefSeq and is a predicted model, not a curated record. NCBI's taxonomy places the organism in Eukaryota, Viridiplantae, Streptophyta, Magnoliopsida, Brassicales, Caricaceae.
CUUAUCUUCUUUCGUCGUCUCAAAGCGGCGCCAGUCUCUCCCUCUCUUUCUCUCUCGUUCUCUUUGCGUUUCUUUACCUUUUUUCUCAUUUUAUCUGUCGUCGUGGAGAAUGCGAUUCGAGGAAUAUUACAGGUCAAGCGCCGGGAAAUGGCUGGGGUUCGUGACCGCCGUUUGGGUGCAAGCCAUAUCGGGAAACAAUUACACGUUCUCCAACUAUUCCGACGCGCUCAAGACUCUCAUGAACCUCACUCAGCUGCAACUCAACAACUUAUCUGUCGCUAAAGAUGUUGGAAAAGCUUUUGGUCUCUUGGCUGGUUUGGCCUCCGAUCGCCUCCCAACUCCGGUUAUUCUCCUAAUUGGCUCCGUUGAAGGACUCGUUGGAUAUGGUGCUCAGUGGCUCGUUGUUAGUCGGAGAAUCAAACCUCUAUCUUACUGGCAGAUGUCUGUGUUUUUAUGCUUGGGAGGUAAUAGCACGACGUGGAUGAACACGGCGAUUCUCGUAACUUGUAUUCGAAAUUUCCGGCGGAAUAGGGGGCCGGUUUCCGGGAUACUAAAAGGUUACGUAGGGUUGAGCACGGCCAUUUUUACCGACCUCUGCGCUGCAUUGUUCUCGGAUGAUCCGUCCACGUUUCUUCUCAUGCUGGCACUUGUUCCUUUGGCCGUUUGCCUAACCGCUAUAUUCUUCCUCCGUGAGGUCCCCGUGGCCACCACCGUUGCCGAAGAGAAGGAAGAGUCUCGCUACUUCACUGUCUUCAACAGCGUCGCCGUCGUCGUAGCUGUGUAUCUCCUCGUCUACGAUUUGACAGGUCCAAAAAGCCAACCGAUCUCCACCGCGUUCGCCAUUGUUCUCCUCGUUCUGUUAGCUUCUCCGUUGGCUGUUCCUCUGUAUUGCUUCAUGCGGAGCUGGAAUUCGGCUCCGCAUAGAGUGGAAGACGUAGAGGAACAGGCAGAGCAGCCGCUGCUGAAACAGGAAAUUAGGCCGGAGAAUACGGAGAGUACGCCGGCGGAAGCUGAGCCGGUUGAGACGAAGAGGAAGCCGGUACUGGGAGAAGAGCACACGAUCAUCGAAGCGCUGUUGACCUUUGAUUUUUGGAUAUUGUUCUUGUCGUUUCUGUGCGGCGUAGGGACGGGGUUGGCGGUGAUGAAUAACAUGGGGCAGAUCGGGUUCGCUUUGGGAUACGCCGACGUUUCGAUCUUCGUGUCCAUGACGAGUAUUUGGGGAUUUUUUGGACGGAUCGGUUCCGGAACUGUCUCAGAAUAUUUUCUCAAGAAAGCUGGAACACCAAGGCCUCUAUGGAAUGCGGCUUCACAGAUAUUAAUGGCUGUUGGGUACAUUCUCAUGGCCCUAGCAAUGCCCGGUUCUCUCUACCUCGGUUCAAUUGUUGUCGGCAUCUGUUACGGAAUCCGUCUAGCCGUCACGGUCCCAACCGCCUCUGAACUUUUUGGCCUCAAAUACUACGGUCUUAUCUACAACAUCUUAAUCCUCAAUCUCCCACUUGGCUCCUUCCUCUUCUCCGGCCUUCUGGCCGGUAUUCUCUAUGAUAGAGAAGCUACUCCGAUUCCUGGAGGCGGCAACACUUGUGUCGGAGCUCAUUGUUAUAGGCUUGUUUUCAUCAUUAUGGCCGUAGCUUGCGCUGUUGGAUUUGGUUUGGACAUUUUACUUGCACUUAGAACGAGAAAUGUUUACUCGAAAAUUCACAGGACCCGCAAGUCGAAAAAAUUGGUGGACUCUUCAAGCAAUCGUUGAUUGAUUAGCUGCGUUGAGAUGGAUGAGCAUCUAAGCUCAUUUGACAUCCUGAACUUUACUGGUUAUUUUCAAAACAAAGGCAUAUAAUUUUUGAGAGAUAUAAGUGCCUUUGCUCAUGACCUUGGUAGGGAGUUCAGUUGAUGAAAUGAUAUGUGUAAUCUGUAAUCCUGUUUGGCCGUUAGGUGUGUGUCUACAAAUUCUACAUCUUAUUCUUUAAUGAUCAUUUAUUUAUCUGA